GGAGGGUGUACGUUCUCCUCACCAGGUUUCUCUGGAGUUCCCUCUGGCACUCCUGGUGCUCCAGACCCUUCCUCAGCUCCAUUUCCUUCUCUGGACACACUCCAGCCCCCCAAUGUCUUUUUCUCUAUCCACACCCAGGAUUUGAGGCGCUUCUGCCAUGAACACCUCAAAUUCCCAAAAUUUCCCCUUUGUGAGCUCAGAGUUCAAGUGGGACUGAGCAGUUUGGGGGUGAAUCCAGUGAAAGGCACUUUGGUGGGAUGCCAGAGGCAGAGUGUGUGGGGUCACAGCGUUGGGGCCAGGGUGGCAGCACCUCCAGGCCCCUCAGAGGCUCCUGCUGUUCCUUGCAGUGCCAUGGGAACGGUGGUGCUGGACGGGCAGAUCUACGUGUGUGGUGGCUACGAUGGAAACUCAUCCCUCAACUCGGUGGAGUCCUACUCUCCAGAAACAAACAAGUGGACCACAGUGACCCCCAUGAGCUCCAACCGCAGCGCUGCCGGCGUCACCGUGUUCGAGGGACGCAUCUACGUGUCCGGGGGGCACGACGGGCUCCAGAUCUUCAACAGUGUAAGGGCCUGGCCAGGGCUCAGCCCCUGCACUCAGCACCUCUGUGUCCUGUCCCUGGGCAGCCAAACAGCCCCGAGUGCUUGUGCCACCAAAUUGUGUCACUUCCAGCCACAACAGAAAAACCUGAGGGGGAGCUGAAGGGACUCGUUUAUCCACUCAGGGACGUGGAGAUGUUC
Messenger RNA from Zonotrichia albicollis (white-throated sparrow), 740 nucleotides. The record is from RefSeq and is a predicted model, not a curated record. NCBI's taxonomy places the organism in Eukaryota, Metazoa, Chordata, Aves, Passeriformes, Passerellidae.